AUUAGUAAUAAAUGUACCUGCUUGCCUAUUUUAUAGCCAAACUGACUAACUUGAUUGAUCAAUAAUAUACAACUACUACUUAUUCAAACAUCAAUCAACAAAAGACUUCUUCUCCAAAGGCUUUGUUAUAUUUAUUAGUAAUUUUAAUUGUUAUUUAAAUAAAUAUAACAAAUGAAUAAACCAUGGAAAUAAAAUGGAUUUAUUUAUUAACAGUCGUGUUAAAGAAAUGCAAGCAGUGUUAUUUCCAAUCCAACCAAUUCCAGGAGGUUCAAUAACAACACAAUGUCUUCAAGAUCGCCUGGGAUUUACUCGUAAGGAUAUAGAAUCAGUGUUACCGAUAGCAUCAAGUGUAUUUAAAUAUCGUGAAGUGGAGAUUCAAUUAACGGACAUUGUAGCACAAGAGCCAAGAUGGCCCACCGAGUGUAAAGUGAUUCAAGAAAGAGUCCGCCAUAUAGACUACAACCCACCAAACCCAGAGCCUUAUUAUUCUCCAACUGGCCGUGAACCAAAACCUAAACCAGUCAGUGAAGAACUUGGAACAGUUGUGUUCAAUUAUUGUCCAACAAGUGUCACCAACUAUUUCAGCAGAUCGUGUAUUGGAGGUACAUCAGUCCUAACAGACUCCAACACUUUAUCCUACUUUCUAGAACAAUCAACUGAACCACCAGAGCCUCAAAUAAUUCAUAACAACACUGACUUGCACUUCGAAUCACGAUUUGAAUCAGGGAACCUAGGUAAAGUUAUCAAAAUUACUGAUACCUAUUAUCAGCUACAUCUGAGGAAAGAUUUGUACACUCAAAGACACAUGCAAUGGUUUUAUUUUCGAAUAUCAAACACUAGGAGUCGAAUAAUGUACAGGUUAUCAAUAGUGAAUUUAUGUAAAGAAGAUAGUCUUUAUAAUGAAGGUCUUAAACCACUGCUAUACUCCAAUAAAGAUGCUGAUAUGAAUUCAGUUGGUUGGAGACGAUGUGGGGAGAAUAUUAGCUACUACAAGAAUGAUUCAUCUGAUGAAGAGAAGGAGAAGCAUACUCUAACUUUCAACAUCACCUUUCCUCAUGACCAGGACACAGUUUACCUAGCUCACUGCUAUCCCUACACCUACAGUGAUCUACAGGAAUAUCUAGUGAAACUAUCAAGUGAUCCAGUGAAAACAAAAUUCACUAAACUACGUCUACUUUGUCGCACCCUGGCUGGUAAUUCAGUUCAUUAUUUGACAAUAACAGCACCUAAUUGCACUGAUGACUCUAGAAAGAAGAAAGGUAUUGUGAUAACAGCUAGAGUUCAUCCUGGUGAAACACCUUCUAGCUGGAUGAUGAAAGGAAUCAUUGAUUUUUUGACUGGGGAAUCAAGUCAAGCUCGAGAGUUAAGAGAGAGAUUCAUUUUCAAAUUAGUACCAAUGCUAAACCCAGAUGGUGUUAUUGUUGGCAACAAUAGAUGUUCACUAUCUGGAAAGGAUUUAAAUCGUCAAUAUCGUACAGUAAUGCGUGAAAGUUACCCUUCUGUUUGGCACACUAAACUCAUGAUACGCCGAUUAAUGGAAGAAUGUGGUAUUGCCAUGUACUGUGACCUUCAUGCACAUUCAAGGAAACAUAAUAUUUUUAUUUACGGCUGUGAAAAUAAACGUACUUCAUGCUAUGGAAAAUUAGCUGAACAAAUAUUUCCAUUAAUGUUACACAAAAAUGCUGCCGACAAAUUUUCAUUUGAAAAUUGUAAAUUUUAUAUUGAAAAAGGAAAAGAGGGAACGAGUCGAGUAGUUGUUUGGCUAAUGGGUAUCCAGAAUAGCUACACCAUGGAGGCAUCAAUGGGUGGUUCAAAGUUAGGUUCAAGAAGUGGAACACAUUUUUCAGCUCAAGAUUAUGAACAAAUUGGCAAGGCUUUCUGUGAAACAUUGAUUGAUUUUUCUGAUGAUGAUCCAAUCAAGGAAAAAUUACGAAAUAAAAUAUUAUUGAGAUUAAUCAAAGAAGGAUCGAGUGCUGAUGAACCAACUAAUAUAAAUCUAACAGACUACUCAAGUGAUGAAGGAGAUUAUUCAGAGUCAUCAACAGAAGAAGAAAAACAAAAGAAUAAAAAUUUUGAAUUCAUUGAUGAUCAGUCACAAUUUUUAAACGUUCCUCCACCAUCUCCAGAGUUCUCUAAAGCUCAAAAUGUCAGUAAUAUUAAAAAACUAAGAUCAAAAGCUAUGAUUAGAGAAGCUUAUCGAAUUAAACGAAAGUAUUUGAAUCGUCGAGCAAUGGAUUUACCAUCAACAGAUCCAGGAAGUGACAUGUGUUGUGAUUUAACCGACUCAGCGGAUGAGUUAAACCAAAACAUUCAACUAAAGGAAAUAAGUGGUGGAGUUGAAAAAGAAGAGAACAAAAAGAGUUAUAGAAUAGAAUCACUACCGGUACUCAAACCACAAACUUUGCCAUUUGGUGAAGAUCUGACAGCUAAAUCACCCAGUAAAAAUUCAUCAAGACAACGAAAUGCUCCACCCAUUAGAUUUAUGAGACAUUUAUCACCAGUCAUACCAAGAAGUCAAGAAACUCAAAUGAAACUUAUUAGUCUGAAGCAACAGAUUUGGUCAACUGGAGUCCUAAUAGAUGGUGAUGAUAAUGAUGAUGAAGAGUCAAACUAUCCAGAGCUAGCAUUAAUUGAUCAUCGAAAAAAUGAAUCAUUGCUCAAACUGUGUUCGAAGAAAUUAAAAGCACUAGAAUACACUAGCAAAUUGGAGAUACGUAAGCUGAAGAAGACUAAUCCUAAGAAAUCAGUGAAGAUUAAUUCUGAAAUAGAAGAUGUGAAAAAAUCAGCAAGAAAAAAACGUACGAAUAUAAAGAAGGAUAAAUUAACAACAAAUAUUAACUCACCAGAGAAUAUGAUAACGAUAAAUCAUGGUAAUACUGAAGAAUUAAAUUCACUAAAAUUAUUUGGUGUAUUAAAGCUACCAAAAGCUCAACCAAAGCCCAAAGAUUCACGUAAGAAAUUUCGUAAGAGUGGAUUAGUGGCUAGUGCUGCUGUCCAUGUGUCCAAGUUGAAGAAACAAAGCCUAUCAGAUAAUUUUAAUGAGAGUUCGAGUGGUGAUGAGACUCAGAUAGCUAUGAAAAAUAAAAUAAAUAAACAAAAACGAAAUUUAAGUGGCAGACGUAAAUUAAAUGCAUUUAGUGCUAAUAUAUUGUUGAAUAAUAGUAAAUAAUUAGGAUAAAUAAUUAUGCAAAAU
Molecule: messenger RNA, 3193 nt
Organism: Chelonus insularis
Lineage: Eukaryota; Metazoa; Arthropoda; Insecta; Hymenoptera; Braconidae
Gene: Nna1
Product: Nna1 carboxypeptidase
Exons: 13
Coding region: 194-3169 (991 amino acids)
Biological process (GO): proteolysis
Molecular function (GO): zinc ion binding; metallocarboxypeptidase activity
Source: RefSeq, a predicted model, not a curated record